CUUUCCGCCUCGUCCCCGCGCUGUCUGUCUUUCCCUCUCGCAGUCGCUCUCUCUUGCCUGCAGCCCCUGAGCCCGUGCCUGGGCGCGCCUGCCAGCCAGCCAGCCUGCCAGCCAAGCGAUCGAUCUUCGUCGAUGCGAUCGAAACGAGAGGAUCGCGUUUUAGUCAAUGGCUUCCUUUUUCGGCCUUCCGAGCAGAGCAGUUGAGUCGCGACCGAUGCAAUUGGUCGUCGUCCGCUCGUAGCAUCACUAGGGCGCUCCGUAUCGCGAACCUCGGCGCCAUCAAUCACGCACGCAGCUCUUCUUCUUCUUUCCUUCCUCGCGCUCUCUUCUCCCUCCCCCCCUCCCCCGCCCUCCCGCAGUCAUCGCGGUCGUCCUUUUCAACAGACCCGAGCGGAAGCGAGGACGAGAGGAGGAAGAGCUCGCAACUGCGCUGCGUGCUUGCGUGUGAUGCCUGGACGCUGAUGCUGUCACUGCCUCGCUGCGUGACCGGCCUCAGCAAGAUUUGCUCGUCGUCGGGUCGGGUCAAACGUGUGUGGUAUGACAGGGAAUCGGCGGUAGUUGUGUCGCGGCUGUAGUUCCCCGUUCGGGUGCCGAGGGACGACUGUUUCUUCCUUGACUCGUCGAGCAGGGCGGAGAAACUGCGUUUUCGUGCGGAGGAAGGAGCACCGUACCGCUUCGGGGUGUUCGGGUCCUCGAGGGAAAUGCGAUGAUUGCGCGGUCCGGCCGCCUAUCGCCCGUAUCGGACCUGCGGGCUUGAGACCGCGAUGCGAGGCAGGAGGAGGAGCGUGGCGAGCGCAUCUCGACUCGACAGUCGCUUAUAAAAGCUUCGGGGAUUCUCAGAUGUUAGGGUUUUACGAUCGGGAGCCCAGGUGCGAACGGAGUGCUAGGAAUCAUAGUCGCGGGGGAUGUUAGAGUGAGGAAGGCGUGGCACGUCCAUGAAGGGCUUCGGAUGUUAUCGACCGGCCCGCUCAGGCGCAUGGAACAGGUUCAGCGAUGGAUAUCUUCCUUCUUUGACUGCUCUUGAGCAACAGCGUAGCUUUUAGGAACUCUCUUUUUCACCUGAUCAGGAUAUCGAGGGAGUCAGUGUCCGUUUUUCGGGGAUAGCGGAAGAGACAGAUAUUGAUAGAGAUAGAGAGAGCAAUGCGAUCAUGGCACAAGAUGGAACACCUUAUUAUGUCUUCACAGAUGAUUUCUAUCAAAGACUUGCAGCUGAGGGGUCAGACAUGUCCGUCGAGAGUACAGGUAGUAUGCGGACUAGCAAUGGGGGAGGGUCGGUGUCAGCGAUGUCGAUACCAGACAGCAGCGUGGGAUCCAACCCCUCGCUUCACACGGUCCUCAUGCAUCCUGACCUUCGAACAAGGAACGCGACUCGAGGGACACUGUCUCACAGUGUAGUUCUUCCAAGUAGCGUCAUCACUCAUAAUGGGUUCGGUCAAGGAUUCGCUGAAGAUCUUCUGACCGCACAUCUGAUGGAUGAGAGAUAUCCGACGGAGGGAUUGGAAGAAUUUGAGGAUUGGACCAUCGAUUUACGGCGACUUCAUAUGGGCCCCCCUUUUGCGCAAGGAGCCUUCGGUCGGCUAUACAAGGGCACAUAUAACGGCGAGGAUGUCGCCGUGAAAAUCCUGGAGAGACCAGAAAACGAUCUCCAGAGAAGUCUCCUGAUGGAGACUCAGUUCCACAAGGAAGUUACUAUGCUGGCCAAAGCGAAGCACCAGAAUGUGGUGCGAUUUAUUGGAGCAUGUCGGAAACCAAUGGUUUGGUGCAUUGUGACAGAGUACGCCAAGGGGGGCUCCGUCAGAUCGUUUUUGAGUAGAAGGUCGUCGAGAUCCAUACCAUUGAAAGUGGCUGUGAAACAGGCUCUCGAUGUAGCACGAGGGAUGGAGUAUCUACAUAGUUUGGAUAUAAUACAUAGAGAUCUGAAGUCAGACAAUUUGCUGAUCGCGACAGACAAGUCCAUCAAAAUUGCCGAUUUUGGUGUUGCCAGAAUCGAGGUGCAAACAGAGGGCAUGACCCCGGAAACAGGAACAUAUCGAUGGAUGGCACCGGAAAUGAUCCAACAUAAGCAAUACAACCAUAAGGUGGAUGUUUACAGCUUUGGGAUCGUUUUGUGGGAGCUUAUUACGGGAGCUCUUCCGUUCCAAAACAUGACGGCCGUUCAAGCUGCUUUCGCCGUCGUCAAUAAAGGUGUCCGUCCAACUAUUCCAGUGGAUUGUCCGCCUGCGUUGGUGGAAAUCAUGUGCCGUUGUUGGGAUACCAAUCCUGAUUGUCGACCAGGUUUUUCUCUCGUGGUGAGAUUGUUGGAACACGCCCAAGUGGAAAUAAUGACCACGGUUCGACGUGCCAGAUUUCGGUGUGGGUGUAUGACUCGCCCUCUAACAAGUGACUGAGCUAUUUAAGGUGUUGCCUACUGCAUUUGUAUAUUGCAAUUUGUUGUUUCAUAGAGGCUUCUGGCGUCCCGUAGUGCUCUAUCUAUCAACCUUACAGGUCCAAGAAUGGGUCAUGUAUUCUAUCUCCUUCCAUUCAAAGGUACAAUCAAGAAAUUCUCUAUUUUGCUAACAUCUCAGGGAUGCUUUAGGUCAAGGGACACUCCAGAUACCAAAGGAUCUGGACUGAAGUCUGAUCAGAUGAUUCUACCAUGAAGAGCAGCUUGUGAGCUUUUUGAGGAAUCGGAGCACAGAUCUAGCUGUGUACUAGUGUUAUUAGUAUGAUGCCAUGCCCCUGACAUACAUUAACUCACUCUGGAGCUUUGCUGUAUCUUUCAUAUUGUCUACCUUCUGUCUUCAACUUGACGUUUGUUUGGUUGUUGUUACGACAUCUGAUUGUGACUUUAGGGGUUGUGGUCACUAAAAAUUAGAUCCGUGGAGGAUACAAGAUAUAAAAAGCGAAGGUUCCUGUAGUCAUGCACUUGAAUAGAUCGUUCCUUUGUGCUCAAUGCGAUCUUCUAAAGGGUACAGUUCUAUCAGGUUUGUGACUGCACUCGAUCAGUUUGAGUGGGAGUAGCUGGUUGGAAUUGUAACUCAACUUGGAAAUCUCUCGAGUCUCUCCGGUUUCUUCAUCGUAUAGAUCAUUAGUACAAGCGGGUGCUAUAAUCCGAGAAAAUGUUGUACAGUUUAGUAUCUGAAAUGAAGGCUAAUAAAUGAAAGGCAGAGCUAACCUUAGGCAGAACAGAUUUUUUCGCUGUAUGUAGGCCGCAGACUAUGUAGGAGUUUUGUUUGCUUCAUUCACUUUCAUUUAAACCGU
Marchantia polymorpha subsp. ruderalis is the source of this 3240-nucleotide messenger RNA. NCBI's taxonomy places the organism in Eukaryota, Viridiplantae, Streptophyta, Marchantiopsida, Marchantiales, Marchantiaceae. The record is from the annotation of a GenBank genome assembly.